Messenger RNA from Aspergillus brunneoviolaceus CBS 621.78, 426 nucleotides. RefSeq lists its product as uncharacterized. The transcript has a single exon. Lineage: Eukaryota; Fungi; Ascomycota; Eurotiomycetes; Eurotiales; Aspergillaceae. Bases 1 to 426 code for a protein of 141 amino acids. The record is from RefSeq and is a predicted model, not a curated record.
AUGCACCCGAGCAACAAGGACGCAGGAUUUACUGUCCACGUGGACGCCCUCCCAUGGCUGCCCCUUGCGCCGCGCGUCUUCAUCAAGGUGGUCAAACUGGUCCCCGAGACGGGCGAGUACACGAUCAUGGUCCGCGCCGAGCCGGGCGGCCUCCUCCCGCGCCACCGCCACGUCGACAGCGCUGAGAUCUACGUCCUCCGGGGCAGCGGCGCCCAUCCGCAGACGGGGGCCUUUGUCGCCGGCGACUAUGUGUCCGAAAGUACGGGCGCGGUGCACGAUACGCUGCCCUUCGACUGCGAGACCGAGCUCCUGAUGGUCAGUCGCGGGCCCUCGGUGUUCCUGGGGGAUAACGGGGAGGAUUUGUACGUCAUGGACGUGGAGAUGCUGCAGGGGAUGAUGGCGGCGGCGGCGGCGGAUAGGGCUUAG